Messenger RNA from Mollisia scopiformis, 884 nucleotides. RefSeq lists its product as uncharacterized. The coding region runs from base 119 to 841 and encodes 240 amino acids. NCBI's taxonomy places the organism in Eukaryota, Fungi, Ascomycota, Leotiomycetes, Helotiales, Mollisiaceae. The record is from RefSeq and is a predicted model, not a curated record. The transcript has 3 exons.
CACAAAUAACCCCGAGAAUCCAAGUGGACCUGAUUGCCUGCUUACAUAUUGAACGAUUCGAUAUUUGUCGACGAAUUCUUUCAUCCUUUUCCUAAAUCAACAACUUCCAUAUCUCAAUAUGGCCGCUCAAGAACCGCUAGUCCAUUUCUACGACCUCUCAGGUCCCAAACCAUGGUCGCCAUUCUGCUGGCUCACUCGCUACGCUCUCAACUACAAAAACAUACCCUACACCGUCACCAAGGUGUCCUACCCUGGCAUUGGUCCCAAAUGUGAAGAGCUCUUCAAAGACAUGACUGGCCUUGAAGCCACAGUGCCCAUCAUCGAGAUCCUGCAACCUCCUUACAAAGCACUCAAUGACAGUACACCUAUUGCUUUGCUUCUGAAUGAACGUUUCACGGAGAAAGAUGGCUUCAAGCAUCUGAAAGAUAUAGAGAAAGUAGAUGCGUAUGCGGAAUCGUUGGGGAGCUUUGGGAGAGCAAUCAUUAGGUGGAUUAUGUUUGAUGUUUACUCUAAUUCUCUGGAUAAGAGUGAUGGGAGCCAGGAGUAUUUCAAGGAGACAAGGGAGCCGAGGUUGGGCUGUGAAUUAAAGGAUCUUCUGGAAAAAAAGGGUGGGGGAGAAGAGAAAGUGAUGCAAGAAAUUAGAGAAAAUUGGACUCCACUUCAGGAAAGAAUGAAAAAGGACGAUGGGACUAGUGAACCAACAUACAUCGACUUCUUUGAUGCAGCACACAUUCGUUGGAUCGAAGCUGCAUCUCACGAGAAGUAUGAGAAGUUACUUGGCCUCUACAGCGACGACACCUUCACCAAGUUGAUGAAGAAAGUCUCCAAAUAUGAGACUUGAUCGGUCAACCUCAUUUCAGAAAAAAUCAAGUUCUUCCAAAACA